This is a messenger RNA of Cloeon dipterum, 3934 nucleotides long. RefSeq lists its product as uncharacterized. Bases 1 to 1740 code for a protein of 579 amino acids. The record is from RefSeq and is a predicted model, not a curated record. NCBI's taxonomy places the organism in Eukaryota, Metazoa, Arthropoda, Insecta, Ephemeroptera, Baetidae. The transcript has 6 exons.
AUGCCGAGGGUUUUAAGAAAGCCUCGGAUUACUCUUAAGGUUCAUCCGACAUUUGAGGAGGAGCCUGAGUCAGUAAAGGUCUCUGGAAGAGAAAAGGCUCCCUGUAUAGUGGACUGUGAACAGCGUUCAGCAACAUCAGAAGAUCUCAGUGAAGGCUACUGCCCGGAGGAACUGACACUAAUCUACAGGCAGGGCUCUUAUGUGAGAGCUCCACCCCAAGUGCCGAUCCACCAGGACAUAGGGAAAAAUAACAGUGGAUUCACUGAGAUUCCACCGGAAUUGGCAACUGAGGCAGAUCCAGCUGUCGCAAUAGAAAAAAUAAUCACCUGGCUGAUGACUUCCGCCCUAGUGUCCAUCACAUUAUUCGCUCUCUGCAUAUGUUUCCGUUGCAAGGGAAAAUUGCAUGCCGUUCCGAAACUAAAGAGGAAUCAAUUAUGCUGUGGAAGCAAUUGCAGCAGGAAAAAGAAUAGGAAGAGGGGGACUGAUAUUAAUUCACCCGAGACAGGUCCGCUGUACAAUACAGAAAAGAAUAAAAGAUCGACGGAUAUUGGAAAUACCGACCAGACUGUUUCAACAGAGUUAAUGUUGGAACCAGACGUAGGCUACAUGAAAAACCUACUCAGUUUGGCCGACCCUAACGACAAGAAACUGAUAGGAAAGCCUAAAAUUCAGACCUUUGCUGACGUGGAAGCACCACAGACAGACAGUAUCCUUGUAGACCUGAAAGAUUUACAAGUCUCUGCUACAAACCAUAUUGGCUGGCUAACAUUGAUUUUAAAAUACGAAGAUGCGUUAGAGAAGUUGAUUGAACUCUUUGGAAAAAUCGAUGAGAAAAUCCUGAAAGAACAUCUGAAGCCUCUGCUAACUCGUGAGUCCAAAAGAGAAGAUGCGGUUCUUCUCAACUCUACUUUGCAGUAUCUCGUCAAUUUUUCUCAUUGGCCAAGAGCAUUUGUAAAACCCAAAUUAUUGGUUAAAUGGGCACCUCGUGACCAAAUGGAUUCAACGAAAUCUCUUACUGGGGAAAAGAUCGAUUUUGAUACAUUAUUGGUAAUGGCCAACAAAUUAUUUGAGGAAAACAAAAAUUCGAUUGAGAAUCAAAAGUUGAAUCCCGUCGGAGACUUAGAAGCAAAUUAUGUAGCGAGGGAUAGCACUGACGCGAGCAUUGUUUGGUUAUUCAACUCUGUUGCUGGUGCAGGCAAAUCGACCGUUCUCAAAGAACUGGCGCACCAACUCACCAAUCACGAUGGAGGGUUUAAAAUCCUGCUGAUUCCACUGAAAAAACACUAUCGGUACCUAUUUGACAUGCCUGCAUUGAAUGUGAAUGAAAUCAAAUUCCUCGCAAAGACAACUUGCAAUUCCCAUGAAGACAUCACGAACUGGAUUAAGAAGAGAGAACUCAUUGUUUUCCUCGACGGAUUUGACAAAGUGUGCCCAGAUUUAAGAGAGAAAAUCAUCAAAAUUUUGAUCGCAUUGAAUAAUGCAAGAGUUCCACUCUUCAUCGGGACCAGGCCUCACGAAGUGCAUCACAUUCAAGAGAGGAUAAAAAACACGACGGUAGUUGAGAUUGAACCCCUUGAUGAAGCAAAGCAAAUCGAUUUUCUGCGGAUCGUUGCACGAAAGAAUCCAAAAGAAAUCGAACAAUUCAGGAAAAUCUUCAAAGAUCAAGAUAUUCUGGGAAACCCACUCUAUCUCUCCAUGUUGGCCGAGCACAGCGGUGAUGGAAACUUGUAUGAGACAUAGGCGAUCGGUGGAUUUGGAUACACCUCAAGUGGCAGUGGCCAAUAUCGUGGAAAAACCCGGAAAAACCCUUUUAAACCGUAAAUGGUAUACAACAACCUCCCAACCAAAUUGUAAAGCAAAAGUAUAUAGUAUAUUAGCAAUUUAAUUAUUUUAAUUUUGUUAAUAUUUUAUAAGGUAAAAGUGAUUUCUUUAUUCCAGAUCCAAAACUAGAUAGUAAGAAGAGCGCACAAAUUUUAUUAUUGGAGAUCUACUUUUUGACUUAAAUAGUAAAAUAUUCACUUGCUUAGCAAAUAAAAUCAAAUUUCAUUUUUGUCACAAUUAAUUUUAAUCAAUUGGAGAGUAAAAAUUUGGGUGUUUGUCGAGCGCGGUGCGCAUUUUAAACUCGACGACCACGACAAUUUCCCUAACCAAAAUGUCUUUGUGCACCAUAUUUUUAUAAUAUUCAAUUCAGAAUUUAGACAGACGUGCUUGUUUUUGUUUAUUCUCAAUCAGCAAUCAGCUUUUCCAGUCAAUAAUUGCACCAAAACAAUUAAAAAAUUGAAGUCGCUGUCACAUUCGCGUGCUCUCCCACCACUUUUAAGUGACUUUAGCUGCCACUUGAUGCUUAUGGGAUUUUACUUGUUAAAUUUGGAGGUCGCUGAUUGGUCCCAAUUUCCCAUUUGAUUUAACCCGUGGAUUCGUGUGGCACUAGCCUAGCACACGGGUCGCUAGUACGCAUGCGUCCGUGUGCUUGCGCUCUAGACCGAGCAGGCAGCAAGCCUGCAGACUGAAAUAUAUAGCGACCAAAGGGACAUUUGAAAAAGGAAAAUUGAAAUUUAGGAAUUUUUCCUUCCUGCCUCCUUUCGACACCUCAAGUGACCCUUGACCCACUUACAUGCACCGAUCACCUAUGGUAUGAGACACAAUAGUGCGGGUGAAAAAGCAAAAAUUUGUGUUAUUCUUCCGUUCAAUUUUUAUUAACAAAUUAAAAAUGGAAAUAUUUGUAUCAAAAUUUUCAUUUGAUAGUGAUAAUGAUAAUUUCCAAUCCAAUGAAUUCAAUAUAUUUUUACCAAAUAUGAAACUGUCGCAUUUUUAGUCGAUUAUUCUUGUUUUAAAUAUUUUAAAACUGGUGUUUUUUAAUUAAUACUUUUAGUGGAAAAUUGUUCGAGAUCAAAUAAUUCCUAAACUUAAUUUUUAAACAGAAUUAUUUCAAAUCUAAAGGGUCUACGGGAAUCAGAAUCGAAAAAAAUUGAUUGAACUGGUGCAAAAUAAAAACCAGUACCACUCUUGAAUGAAUCAACGCGAGCUUGUACAAGAAGAGCAAAUUUGGUAUAAAAUUUCACUUAUUCUCAUUUUUCGCUCCCAAAAUAAAUUAAAUUAUUGAUUUUUUUUACACGAGAUACAAAAAUUACGCUUAUUUUUUAGCCUUGAUAUAGCCCAAUAAAUCAAGUAACCCUUUGAAAUACAUAUGUCAGCCAUAUCUGGCGAGAGAAUUUGAGGCAAACUUAUUGUGUACUUUACAAUAAAUAAAGCGUUAAGAAAUAAACAUAAAAGCAGGAUUGACCGUGUAUGUUAUGGGGACCGCCGUGCAGAGUAUGCAACCUGCACGGCGGGUUACUUUUGCUCCCCACUAGUCGCUGCAGCGGCUAUCGUAUUCACAAGCCCUGCAGCAGCCGAUGCGACAUGAGUGUUUAGGCUAGAUAGCAAAGCGAUCUCACGUCUGAGGUAUUUUACUUUAUUAGUGAAGUGAUUAUAACCUUGUGCUAAAAAAGUUAGUUUUAACGUGAAUUCUGAUAAGUCAUAUGCCCCUUUCCAGCUAUCGCACCACUCGUGAUUGUAAAGCUGUUGGCCGAGGGCACGUUAAGCGUGUGUUGAUAUAUAUUUAAAUUACGAUUUGAACCCGUAUGGGGUAAGCAGAUUAAUUAGUUCUUAAUUUGUUCUUGUCGUUGUAAUAUUAUUAUUUUAUAUGAUACUUUAUUCUUGAUGUGUGCCUUAUUGCAUUUUAAUAUGUUUCAAUUAUCAUAAAAUUACUUUGUUGGAAAAAUGUGAGAUUCUACGCAGCCCACUUAUUCGAGCACCCACAAUGAGAUAGAACAAUUUGUUUUCUUUUUAUAAUUUAAUGAGUUUGCUUGUCAUUUUUUAGUUUUGAAAAAUAUAUUAAUAUUUUUACUCUUGGAAACAAAAUGUUUGGACAUGUUUAAAAUAAAACAUUUUC